Manacus vitellinus (golden-collared manakin) is the source of this 3489-nucleotide messenger RNA. It is a transcript of the gene NKIRAS1, whose product is annotated as NFKB inhibitor interacting Ras like 1. Gene Ontology annotation, molecular function: GTP binding; GTPase activity. Gene Ontology annotation, biological process: canonical NF-kappaB signal transduction. The transcript has 4 exons. The coding region runs from base 89 to 664 and encodes 191 amino acids. The record is from RefSeq and is a predicted model, not a curated record. Lineage: Eukaryota; Metazoa; Chordata; Aves; Passeriformes; Pipridae.
GGUUAAACUGGAAGUGAAGCAGGACAACGCCAGCCCCUCCUGGUCCAAAAAAAAGGGCUCGCCUGCCGACUCUGCUCCCUCGGGAAAGAUGGGAAAGGGCUACAAAGUGGUGGUUUGUGGAAUGGCCUCAGUGGGAAAGACUGCGAUUUUGGAGCAGCUUCUCUAUGGAAAGCAUACUGUUGGCUUAGAAGAGGGUGCCACAAUGGAAGACGUGUAUUUGGCAUCGGUGGAGACAGACCGAGGCGUGAAGGAACAGUUACGGCUUUAUGACACCAGAGGUCUGCAGGAGGGCGUAGAAUUGCCAAAACACUAUUUCUCUGUUGCUGAUGGCUUUGUUCUGGUGUAUGCUGUGACCAGCCUUGAAGCCUUCCAAAGAGUUGAACUGCUCAAAAAGGAGAUUGAUGUCUUUAGGGACAAAAAGGAGGUAACAGUUAUUGUCUUGGGAAACAAAACUGACCUCCUGGACCAAAGGCAAGUGGAAACAGAAGCAGCACAGCAAUGGGCAAGGGCUGAGAAGGUGAGACUGUGGGAAGUGACUGUGACAGAUCGAAAAACACUGCUUGAACCCUUCACCUUCUUAGCUAGCAAACUGUCCCAGUCCCAGAACAAAUCAACAUUUCCCUUGCCUGGAAGGAAGAGCAAAGGGAAUAACUGUGAUAACUAGGCUAGCCUAGUAUUGUCUCCUGCUGCCAGGUCACAGUCUAAGUCCUUUUUGUGCCAUUUGCUUCUUGCAGUUUCACUUAAAGCAAUAAUCUCAUUCAGCAAUAAAAUCAGCAAGAUUAUAGCUAAGAGGUAUCCUUUCUUCUCACAGACUUGGCUUGAAAAAGUCGCUGGUGGUAAAAACCUAAAAAAGCUCUUCAUGAGAGCAGUUAUCUUGCAACAAGGGUUAUGAAGACAGAAGGGAUAGAUGGACACCUCUCUAUCAGGGGCUUUUACUAUGCCUGGAUGCAGCCAUGUUGAGGGACAAAUCAACAAGCUUACCAUUAAGCAAUGGCCUUGCAGAUCUGUAGCCUCUAGUCACAAAUAGUAUUAGCUGCAAUAAAGCAAUUUGGAGAGACAGUAUGUUUGAAAUGGCAGUAGUUCUUUUACCUUGACCUUAAAUAGGGCCACAAAGCAUACUGAUGCUGCAGAAGGCUGAGGUCAGUGUCUUGUUGCAGAAGGGUAUGGGGAAGGAGAAAUGAUUACCAGAUUUAGCCACUGAUAUUAUGCUAGUGUCUGGAAGGAAAAAAAACCAACAAAAUCAUACAAAAACACCCCUCACAUCUUCUGGGAAAUACUAGACCAGAUCUACCCUGACAUGAAGCUCAUCAGCAAAGUCUGGCAAUCAGUGCUUCCAGCUCAAGAACUCAUUUGCACAAACCAGAAAAGCUCUCAGAGCACUCCUUAAUUUAACUGCAACCCGACGGACAAGAUAACUGUAUGUGGGUUUGUUCCAGCAUGUCCAGUACAAAUCAGUCACAGUCACAUAGGUGAUAAUUGUACUGAGAAAUUAUACAGAGCAAUUUUGUAUGCAGGAGGUACUGCCUGGGCUCUGCUUAGUGCAUUGCAUAACACUCCCACCCGGCUGCUCAGCCAAGCUGCAGCAAUCCACCCCCUGUACGAAGCUACAGGCCAGAUAAUAACUGGUACAAAGUGCUGUACUGCUCUGUGAGAGCAGGCUAGGGAGUGUAGGGGGCUGCCUUUUGGGACUAUCCUCAUGGAAAACACCCAGAAAUACCUGUACCAAAUGGGUUUGGACUUAUCAUGCUGCACAUUGUCCAGCAGCAGGAGCACAACUGGAUGUGCUGUGUUGACUCAGUGCUGGUAAAGGUAAACCUGUGCUGCAGGAAUCUGCUGUCCUAGGUCAGCCUGUCAGUAAAGUUAACAAAAGGGGAUAUAUAUAGAGGGACAGAAUGAGCAACUGUUCCCAGAGACAGUGGCCAGUUUUUGGCAUCUUAACAACCUCCUGUACUAAAAGAUGCUACCUUUUCUUUAUAUUUGAAGACAAGAGCAGGGAGAGGGAGUGAACAUAAAUACCCAGUUCCUGCAUUUUUCACUGCUGUUUUGAACAAAUACUGAGAAUUCCACUGUGAAUCAGCAAAACCACAAGCAAUAUUUGCAGUGUCAUAUCAUAACUGCUAAAUAGUGUGCUUAAUGAUCACAAUUAAGCUUAUAGUAUUGCUCUUCCUGAGUACUGUUUAAUAAAGUCUGUCAGCAUUACUGAUGUCAGAGCAGCAGUACACUUCACUAAAAACGAAGCAGGUAUCCCUACCAUUAUAAUAAAGGUAGACGAAACUGUUUAUGUGCUUUGCUCAAUAUGGUUUGGAUUGCUGUGGCCAAGGAGUAAGAUAAGAGAGCAAUUAUGAAUGAGCAAGCUCCUGCACUGCCCUGCUAGAAACAUACAAUUGUUUCCAUUGCAACACUGCAGCUGAGUAAGCACUACAGCAUGACCUCCUCCAACCUGGCUAGUAAUAGUCAUUGUCCCCAGUGAUUCUGCAGGACAACACCCACUACUCACUCAUUUCCUACUGAACACACGUGUACUCCAGGCUUCUCCCUGCCCAGAAGACUCCAUAUCUGCCUGCACGCUUGGGAAGUAGAGGUGACUUCAGAGCAGCAGCGGUUCACGUCCUUGCUGCAACCUCUUACCAAGGAAUGGGUCACGUUCCCCUACUUCAGCUCUGCAGAAUCCUUCUUCUAGAAGGGACUUGAAUUGGCUUUGGAUGAAUCAAAAUAUGUGAAGACAUCUACUAACAUCACAUCAUCACUGAAGCUCACUCUUGAGCAAAGGGAGUACAGGUUGACAAGUCAGAAUUAACUUAAAACGUGUGGAGAUGGAAAGAAUGGAGAUGACUGGUUCCUGUCCAGCUCUGCACGCCGCAGACUCAGUGCCAAUUCUACUGCCAAGACUGAUGUCACCUGUAGGCUGCCAGAGCUGUGCAGUGGAAGUGUAGCUUGCUUACCUGCUCCCCUGGACUUCCUGGACUUGACAAUAUUUUAAGACAAGCAAGACAAAAAGGAUCUUCCAAGUGACUAAGGCCAUUUUUUCAAAUAGGUUAUAUAAAGGCAAACACGUUAUCUUUGAUUUGGUUAAUUCACUAGAAAUGAGUUUAGAUCAUUCAAUGCAUUCACAUAAAAAACCACCACCCACUGUUUUCUUUCAUAAGCUUACUCUGAUGCUUUUUAAGCACUCAAUCUAUUCUAAAUACCACAGUAUUUUAUUGACAAGUUAUGGAAAACAUAGUGUCUCCUCUGCAAACAAUGUACAUACAGUGGCUGGUACUGAGUGAAAAUGAAACUUGCUGUAGUACAGUUUUGCAUAGGGUUAAUAAGUAAAGUACAGAGUAGUUUAAAGGGCAGAACACAUAUUCUGUUCUUACUGUUCCACUGACUCAAACCCUGUUCUAGGUCACUGGGAUCACUUACCUUCUGCAAAGCUAGAGUCCCUUCAUGAGCUAAUGGGGAAAAAUUGUUAAAAACAAGAAAAAUAAAUUAGUAAAUUGUACUAUC